Molecule: messenger RNA, 2241 nt
Organism: Trichosurus vulpecula (common brushtail)
Lineage: Eukaryota; Metazoa; Chordata; Mammalia; Diprotodontia; Phalangeridae
Product: inositol polyphosphate 5-phosphatase OCRL-like
Exons: 2
Coding region: 1-2241 (746 amino acids)
Biological process (GO): phosphatidylinositol dephosphorylation; signal transduction
Cellular component (GO): cytoplasm; membrane
Molecular function (GO): phosphatidylinositol-4,5-bisphosphate 5-phosphatase activity; inositol phosphate phosphatase activity
Source: RefSeq, a predicted model, not a curated record
AUGCAGGAUAGCCUUGCAGCGCAGGAAGGGAUUUUCGGAUUUGGAAAUCAUCUUACAGCGAUGAGUUUGGAGAAGAGAAGCGUACCGUAUCACCAGAUGAAGACUCGUGAUGACUCCCCACCCGCGGCCCGUCCAAUGAGAAGAGAGCUCCCACGUGAGAAAGGAACCGAAAGCAAAGACCCCUCCAAAGCCACCGGCACCACGAGGAAGCUCGUCGGACACAGCAUCCAGCCUCACAUGCGGCAGGAGCUCAUCAGGCUUAUCGCAGCAAAAAGAGAAAAGGAGUAUGUCAGCUUUCAUAAGUUUAGAGUCUUUGUUGGAACGUGGAAUGUGAAUGGCCAGUCUCCAGACAGUGGGUUAAAACUGUGGCUGAAUUGUGAUAGAGACCCUCCAGACAUUUACUGCCUCGGAUUCCAGGAGCUGGAUUUGAGCAUGGAGGCCUUCUUCUACUUGGAAUCCACCAAAGAGCAGGAGUGGCUGGCAUCUGUGAAACAGGCCCUGCAUUUCAAGUCCAAGUAUAAAAAAAUACAGCUAGUCCGCCUGGUUGGCAUGAUGCUGCUGGUAUUUGCCAGAAAAGAGCAUUGUAUGCAUAUCCGGGAUGUCGUGACGGACACUGUGGGAACGGGACUCAUGGGGAAAAUGGGGAACAAAGGAGCUGUUGCCGUGAGAUUUAUGUUCCACAACACUACAUUUUGCAUCAUCAAUUCCCACCUGGCUGCCCAGGUGGAGGAUGUCGAAGGUAGGAAUCAGGAUUACAAAGACAUCUGUGCCCGGAUGAGUUUCCUUGUCCCAAAUCAGGGGCACCUGAAUAUCAUGAAACAUGAUGUAGUCAUUUGGUUGGGAGAUUUGAACUACAGGCUUUACAUAUAUAAUGCCAAAGAAGUGAAAAGGCUUAUUAAUAGGAAUGACCUUCAGAAGCUCUUAAAGCUAGACCAGCUGAAUAUUCAGCGUACAAACAAGAAAGCUUUUGCUGACUUUACAGAAGGAGAAAUUAGGUUUAUCCCCACAUACAAGUUUGACAGCAAAACAGACCGAUGGGAUUCCAGUGGGAAGUGCAGGGUUCCAGCAUGGUGUGACCGAAUCCUUUGGAGAGGGGCAAACGUUAAUCAGGUCCGCUACCAGAGUCACAUGGGCCUAAAAACCAGUGACCACAAACCGGUCAGUUCACUGUUCAUCAUUGGAGUGAAGGUUGUAGAUGACAGGAAAUACCAAGCCAUAUUCGAAGACAGUGUUCAGCUCAUGGACAGAAUGGAAAAUUACUCUCUCCCUUCAAUAGCACUCAGCAGGAAAGAAUUUUUGUUUGAAAAUGUGAAAUUUCGGCAACUGCAAAAGCAGAAAUUCCAGAUUACCAACAAUGGUCAGGUUCCCUGUCAUUUUUCCUUCAUCUCUAAGCUUGGUGACAGACAGUACUGUAAACCAUGGCUUCAAGCAAAGCCUCGUGAGGGCUACUUGGAGCCAAAUGAGACAUUAGACAUUUCCUUGAGUGUCUAUGUUAGCAAAGAUUCUGUGCCAGUCCUGAAUUCAGGGGAAGAUAAUAUUAAAGACAUUCUUAUCCUUCACUUGGAUCAAGGCAAAGAUUACUUUCUGACCAUCAGUGGCACUUAUCUCCGUAGUUGUUGCGGCACUUCCUUGGAAGUUUUGUGCCAAAUGAGAAGACCAAUCAGAGAAGUUCCUGUUUCCAAACUCAUAGACUUGGAGGUGACUCCUUUGGAGGACAGUGUCAAUGAAAAACCCCUCCAAAUUCCCAAGGAACUCUGGCUCUUAGUGGACCACUUAUAUAAGCAUGCCUGUGACCAGAAGGAUUUGUUUCAGACUCCUGGAUCACAAAAAGAAGUUCGGCAAAUUAUUGAUUCUUUGGAUACUAGCAUUCUUAAGACAGUACCUGGCAGUAAUCACUCAGUAGCUGAAACACUCCUCAUCUUCCUGGAAGCUCUGCCAGAGCCUGUUAUCUGUUAUGAACAAUAUCAACGAUGCAUUGACUAUUCACAUGACUUCCAACUCAGCCAACAGGUAAUUUCGCACCUUCCACAGUGCCACAGAAACGUUUUCUGGUACCUUAUAGCUUUCCUUCGAGAACUCUUAAGGCACUCUGAAACUAACAACAUUAAUGCCAAUAUGCUUGCCAAUCUUUUCUCAAGUCUUCUGCUGCAGCCUCCACCCAAUCUAAAGGCAAGACAGAACAAUCACCAACGUGCUGUCCAGUUUCUCUUGGGCUUCUUGUUUGGAGGUGAUAAACACUAA